This is a messenger RNA of Grammomys surdaster, 822 nucleotides long. It is a transcript of the gene Oscar, whose product is annotated as osteoclast associated Ig-like receptor. Bases 1 to 822 code for a protein of 273 amino acids. Gene Ontology annotation, molecular function: collagen receptor activity. Gene Ontology annotation, cellular component: plasma membrane. The transcript has 5 exons. NCBI's taxonomy places the organism in Eukaryota, Metazoa, Chordata, Mammalia, Rodentia, Muridae. The record is from RefSeq and is a predicted model, not a curated record.
AUGAUCCUGUCACUGAUACUCCAGCUGUCGACUCUCUGUGAGCUGUCCCUCCCCUGGCCUGUGUGUCGUGCCGACUUCACAUCAAACGCACCCCUAGCCUCAUACCCCGAGCCACGGCUGAGGGCUCAUCCUGCUGCAGUUGUGACUCCUGGAAUCAACGUAACCUUGAUUUGUCAUGCACCCCAACCUGCCUGGCGGUUUGCACUCUUCAAAACUGGCCUUGUCACCCCUCUACUCCUCCGGGAUGUGUCCAUUGAGCUGGCUGAGUUCUUCCUGGAAGAGGUGACUCCGGCCCAGGAGGGCAGCUAUCACUGCCGCUACCGCAAGACAGACUGGAGGCCGGGUGUCUGGUCUCAACCCAGUAAUGUUCUGGAACUGCUGGUAACAGAUCAGCUACCCAGACCAUCACUGGUGGCAAUGCCUGGGCCUGUUGUGGCCUCAGGAACCAAUGUAAGUCUGCGCUGUGCAGGCCGCAUACCAGGCAUGAGCUUUGCGCUGUACCGCGUGGGCGUGGCAACCCCUUUGCAAUACAUCGACUCUGCGCAGCCCUGGGCCGACUUCCUUCUGAUCGGCCCGCAAGCACCUGGCACCUACUGUUGCUACUACCACACACCCUCCGCCCCCUAUGUGCUAUCACAGCGCAGCCAGCCACUGGUCAUCAGUUAUGAAGGUUCUGGCUCCUUGGAUUAUACCCAGGGAAACCUCAUCCGUUUGGGGCUGGCAGGACUGGUCCUCAUCUGCUUGGGCACCAUAGUUACUUUCGAUUGGUACAGCAGGAGCUCUGCUUUUGGUGGUUCCCCGCCCCAGCAAAACUGGGUAUAG